Poeciliopsis prolifica (blackstripe livebearer) is the source of this 7764-nucleotide messenger RNA. It is a transcript of the gene abtb3a, whose product is annotated as BTB (POZ) domain containing 11a. The record is from RefSeq and is a predicted model, not a curated record. The transcript has 17 exons. Gene Ontology annotation, cellular component: nucleosome. Gene Ontology annotation, molecular function: DNA binding; structural constituent of chromatin; protein heterodimerization activity. Bases 234 to 3326 code for a protein of 1030 amino acids. Lineage: Eukaryota; Metazoa; Chordata; Actinopteri; Cyprinodontiformes; Poeciliidae.
CUUGUUGCGGGUUUGUGCGCUCUUCUUGGACAGACACGCCGCGGAGGAGAAGGAGAAGUUGUCGUGCGCGUCAGGCAGAUCGAGGGGAGUAAGAUUCUGACUUCUGGCUGUUUCUUUUUUUUUUUGUUUGUUUUGUUUUGAAUUGGUCAAACUGGGAGGGAAUAAGGUACCGGGGCGAGUUUGAGGCGUUUAUCUGCGAGAAUCAAGCAUACCCAACAUUAUGCGGUGCAAUUAUGGCAGGCAAGGAUAAGACAGUCGUGAGGACGCUGGAGGAUUUAACGCUUGAUUCUGGUUAUGGUGGAGCCGCGGACUCGGUCAGGUCGUCCAGCGUGUCGCUCUGCUGCUCCGACACGCACCAGUCCGUCUCGCAUGGAGGCAACUACUGGCAUCUGACGGAAUCCAUGCACAGCAGACACAACAGUUUGGACACGGUUAACACCGUCCUGGCGGAGGACACGGAGAUCCUGGAGUGUGCGGGACACUGCGCCAAGCUGCCCGAGCUGGAGGAGGCACCGUGGAGCCUCGGAGAGGUGGAGGGCGCACUGAGGAAGGACGAGGAGCUGAUGCUGGGGAACCCGUCUCCGGAGGUCCUGGCGCGGCUGUCCGCCCUCAUCAGCCGGGCGCUGGUGAGGGUGGCCCGGGAGGCGCAGCGGCUCAGCUUGCGCUACGCCAAGUGCACCAAACAUGAGAUCCAGAGCGCCAUCAAGGUGGUGCUGUCUUGGACCAUCUCGGUGAACUGCAUCACGGCGGCGCUCAGCGCGCUGUCCCUCUACAACAUGUCCAGCGCCGGAGACAAGUUCAGCCGCGGCAAGUCGGUGCGCUGCGGCUUGGUGUUCUCCGUGGGGAGGUUCUUCAGGUGGAUGGUGGACAGCCGGGUGGCCUUGAGGAUACACGAGCACGCCGCCAUCUACCUGUGCGCCUGCAUGGAGAGCCUGUUCCGGGAGGUGUUCGGCCGCGUCCUGCGCAGCGCGCUGGUGGAGAGGGACAACGGGGUCCCCAAGAUCACGCUGGAGUCCAUGGAGCAAGCCAUCAGCAACGACUCGGAGAUGUGGGGUCUGCUGCAGCCCUACCAGCACCUCAUCUGCGGCAAGAAUUCAAGCGGUGUGCUGAGUCUGCCGGAAAGUUUGAACCUGCACCGAGACCAGCAGCGCUCAGGGAGAGGCGGCGAGGGUCACGGGUACUCCCAGGCCGAGCUGCGCACGCUGGAACAGUCGCUGCUGGCAACCCGAGUGGGCAGCAUCGCGGAGCUGAGUGAUUUGGUUUCCCGGGCCAUGCAUCACCUCCAGCCGUUACACAUCAAGAACCCGAGCAACGGGACGCCGGUCCACCAGAAGAGCAGCUCCACGGUCCACUGGGAACCCGAAGCGCUCUACACCCUCUGCUACUUCAUGCACUGCCCACAGAUGGAGUGGGAGAACCCCAACGUGGAGCCGUCCAAAGUCACCCUGCAAACCGAGAGGCCGUUCUUGGUUCUGCCUCCGCUGAUGGAGUGGAUCCGGGUGGCAGUCGCCCACACCGAGCACAGACGCAGCUUCUCCGUCGACAGCGACGACGUGAGGCAGGCCGCCCGGCUGCUGCUGCCCGGGGUGGACUGUGAGCCGCGGCAAAUAAAAGCUGAAGAUUGUUUCUGCGCCACCCGGAAGCUGGACGCAGCUUCCACCGAGGCCAAGUUCCUGCAGGAUCUGGGCUUCAGGAUGCUCAACUGCGGCCGGACGGACCUGGUCAAGCAGGCCGUCAACCUGCUGGGGCCCGACGGGAUUAACAGCAUGAGCGAACAGGGGAUGACGCCGCUCAUGUACGCCUGCGUGCGCGGCGACGAGGCCAUGGUCCAGAUGCUGCUGGACGCCGGCGCCGACAUCAACAGCGAGGUGCCAAGCACAGUAAACAAGCACCCCUCAGUUUACCCCGAAACGCGCCAGGCGACGCCACUCACGUUCGCCGUGUUGCACGGACACGUCCCUGUCGUGCAGUUGCUGCUGGAUAACAGAACCAGUGUGGAGGGCGCCCUGCAGGAUGGGGCGGAGAACUACACGGAGACGCCGCUCCAACUUGCUGCAGCUGCAGGGAACUUUGAGCUGGUGAGCUUGCUGUUGGAAAGAGGAGCAGACCCCAUGAUCGGCACGAUGUGUCGAAAUGGCAUCUCCUCCACUCCGCUGGGAGACAUGAACUCGUUCAGCCUGGCAGCGUCGCACGGGCACAGGAAUGUUUUCCGGAAGCUUCUGUCCCACUCAGAGAAGGAGAAGGGGGACGUUUUGUCCCUGGAGGAGAUCCUGGCCGAGGGUUCGGAUCCCGGGGAGAAGAGGCCGGCACCGCAGGCUAACUGCAGCGGGACGCUGCGAACAGGAAAGGCCAAACUGCGGGCCCUGAGAGAGGCCAUGUACCAUAGCGCAGAGCAUGGCCAUGUGGACAUCACCAUUGACAUCCGCAGCUUAGGCGUUCCUUGGACGCUGCACACCUGGCUCGAGUCCCUGCGCACCUGCUUCAUGCAGAACCGCCGGCCGCUGAUCCAGGGGCUGCUCAAAGACUUCAGCUGCAUCCAGGAGGACGAGUACACGGAGGAGCUGAUCACACACGGCCUGCCGCUCAUGUUCCAGAUCCUGCGAACCAGCAAGAAUGAAGUGAUUAGCCAGCAGCUGUCGGUCAUUUUCACGCAGUGCUAUGGACCUUUCCCCAUCCCCAAAUUGACAGAGAUCAAGAAGAAACAGACGUCACGCCUGGACCCUCACUUCCUGAACAAUAAGGAGAUGUCUGACGUCACCUUCCUGGUGGAGGGGAAACCGUUUUAUGCACACAAGGUGUUGCUGUUUACAGCGUCAGCCAGGUUCAAGUCUCUGCUGCAGAACAGACCAGCAGCAGAAAACACAUGCAUUGAGAUCAGCCACGUCAAAUACAACAUUUUCCACCUGGUCAUGCAGUAUCUAUACUGCGGCGGCACAGAGUCUCUGCACAUCCGCAACACAGAAGUGAUGGAGCUCCUGUCUGCAGCCAAGUUCUUCCAACUAGAGGCCCUUCAGAGACACUGUGAGAUCAUCUGCUCCAAGAACAUCACCACUGAAACCUGCGUGGACCUUUACAAACACGCCAAGUUUCUCGGUGCGUUGGAGCUAACGGCGUUCAUCGAGGGCUACUUCCUGAAGAACAUGGUGCUGCUGAUCGAACUGGACGCCUUCAAACAGCUCCUGUACGAGCCGCUCGCCGCCACCUCCGCCGAGAGCCCCGCGUCCAGCCCCGGCCUCUGCUCCGACAUCCUCCACGACCUGGAGAAGACCCUGGCCACCCGCAUCCACUCCAUCCACCUCUCCACCUCCAAGGGCUCGGUGGUGUGACCGCAGCCGCAGCAUCGAUGUAACGCCCAUCUUAGCAAACACUGUCCCGCCCACGUCAAACUGCUGUUGGACGAUCUACCGCCAGGAUGUCCCUUUAAUUCUGCUGCUUGUUGAACGUUAAUGUAGUCGUUUGUGACUGAACUUUAUUUUUUUGCCUGAGCUCCUGUCCUGACGGCUGUUCACUGCGGGUAAAAACAAACCUGACUCGAUCAAGACGCCUCAUUCACAAUAAUCCGACUCGCAACUGUAUUUCAUACGGGACACAUGCAUGAAAUACAUGUUUUACACUUUUUUCACUCAGAAAUUAAAGUAGAAGUUUUACUCAUUCAAUACAAAUGAUACAUUUUCUGGAAGUGGAUGCCGCAAAUUAAACCCCUGCUAUACAACCCGUAGCAACUUUUUAGGUGGACUUGCUUACAUUUGAGUCCUUCAGUGUGUUCUCGCUGGACACGUUUCACUGUGUUUUAUCUGCCAUGUUGCAGAAGCCAAACUGAUCACAGGAACUUCCGCCGAGCCGGUUCAAAUAAACCCGAAAUCUAUGCUGACUGAUUCCUAAAACACGGGAAAUGAUUUGUCUUUUUGCAUGACACCUCCUUUACUGAGCUGCCAUCAUGUUGCUUUUUUAUGCACAGCUUACUUCAUGGACCACUUUUUCUGAGCGGGAAGUAAAGAAUUUGCUGCUUAUUAACUUUUUAUUCGCCACAAGUCAGAGCGGGAUUCUGGAGACGGACAGAGUUUCUGAAACUGUAAAUAUCUUCUGAAAAUCAUCGUUUUUGCAAGAUGGUGUAAAAUCCCAACACUCACUCGCCUGGCUGAUGACACCGGCCUCGCUAAACCUGCUCCCCGCUGUGCGUCAGGAUUAUGCAAACUUGCAUGUUUAAUCCAUCUGUAUGACUUGUGUGUUAUGCAACAUCACACUGUGGGAUGCUAGUUUUAGCUGAGCCGAAGGGUUUCCCCUCAAAUUAUUUUUGCUCUGAAGUGUCCCAGAUUAUCAGGAUAGAUUACAAGAUUCAUGCUAGUCCGCAGCUUUUAAAUCUACUAUCUGUGUAUUAAAUUAUCUUAGCUGUUUAGUAUUGAAAUGAACUUCCUAAUACAAUUGAGAUUAUACAUAAAGUAAUAUUUUACUCUCAUUGUUUGGUGGUAAAAGGGAGGCAAAUAUAAAGAUCAACUUUUUAAAAAGUCUAGAAAUCCCAAAAAUAAACUAAAAAUAAUGAAACUAAAUAAAUGAAAAACCAAAGAUGAAACUCUUAUAUGACAAAAAAUGUCACAAGGAGCUAAUAAAAUGUUUGCAUUUUGACGGCUAAUCAAAUUUAUGUUGAUUUCUGAAAAACAAAGUGAUAUAGUUGCGCUUAAAAAACUAAAAAUCAACAUUGUCUUCAUAAUUAAAAGAUAUCAAGAGAAAUUUUCGACUCGACUUGUGAAAGAAUAAUUUUUCCUGGUCUUCUUUGCGAACUUAAAUCUUCAUGUUUCUCUUUGAGAGCAUCAAUAAAGUUAAACUUAAAGUUUCUUCCUUACACUUUCAUAUCAAAAGUAACACAAACCUGCUGUCUGUUGUGUGGUGACAUUUUAGGGGGUUUGGAGACUUCUUUUAACAUUUACUGUCUGCUCUCAGGGUGAACAUGCUUUGUCGGCCAACAUGGACAUGUCAGCAGUUGUUUUAUUUUGAAAUAUCUGAUGACAAAUUAUUCUGAGACGUCUUAAUUUGUUUUUUUACAGAUCUUUUUUCUCACUUAAACAGUAACCAGACUAAAUAUAUCUGAGAUUCAAAAGUGAAAACCUUAUAAAAAAAAAAAACUUGACAGUCUUUUAUUUUAUUGUUUGUUUAAAUUAUUAUAAAAAUAUAUUAUUGUUAAACACAAAUACUUUAAUGUUUAAAUCUUUUUGAAAAACACUGAAUCUUAUAGGAGGGAAUCAUAUUUUCACAUGAAUGUAUAAUGACAGAAAUGCUAAAAUCUUAAAGCUCCUUGCAGAUCAUGCUAAAUAUUUUGCUAAAUUUAUUUAAAAAAACAAAACAAUCUGUGUUGCAUUUGAAUAGUCUGGGUGUCGUAAAACGACUAAGAAACGUCCAGUUUCUGCAUUGCCUCUCAGCAUUUAACUUCAGCAACAGUUAAGUCAAUUUUAUGUUGCUUUGAUUUCAUAAAAUUAAAAUACAAACUGAAAAAGUUAAGAGAGGAAACGGUGAAAUAAGUUGAAGAAAACACGAGUCACAAUGGAUUUUAAUAAAGUUCAUAGCUAUGAUCGCCCCCUGCUGGUGUAGCAUGGGCUUUACAACAUUUUGAAGGACAGAAUGUGUAAAAAGUCAAGAAAUCAUCCAGGAAAUUAAUAAUUAGUAGCUUAAAAAAAUAAGUCUACUAAAUACAAAGUGUGAAUUUAACAAAAGUAAUAAAAAAAACAAGAAUACAUUGUUUACAGUGGUGUCUCAUACAGUAUUGACCCUUUACAACAACUUCACUCUAUCAUUCCAGGCGCCAUGUUGGGCGUCGGAAGUGACGGACGGGCCUGAAAUGCCCGUAUUGAACUGAACAAAGUUGCUUUUUCCAGUUUAUUCGUGGCGCCUUCUUGUUCGAGUCGAGUUAAUUUGUCUGAACGUAACUCGCCUUGUUGGGCCUCAUUGUUGACGGUAUUCACAAGCAGCUAGCUUAGAAACCGACCCGUAAAUCCUCCCUGGUGAUCAAAUUACCGAGUUUACCUCAAUUCACACCGCAUCAUUUAUGUCAAUGUGUCCUAAACAGCGUUUCUCUUCACACCAGAGCAACGUUAGACAUACAAAAGAGAAGAUGCGAACCAGUUUUAUUCCAUAUAUGCUAGGCUACAUGACGGUGCGGCACUGUUUCCAUGGUUACCAAUGGCUAGACACGUACUUUUUCCAUAAUACGAUAUUUUUAAAUCUUUCUAAUUAUUCAUACUUAUAAAGUGACCACUUUCAAAAUGAAAUAGAAUCAAUAAAAUGGAUAUGAUUGUUUUUUACAGGAGCGAAUCGGUUGUUUUAAUGUCCGUCAUGGCGGAGUGGAGCGUGACGUCAUGAGAAAAGGGUCAAUAUUUAUUUAUUUUAGUAAUUCUCUUAAUGCUUAAUGCCCCAAUAUUUAGCAACAGUUUUUUUUUCUUUUCAGAUAUUGACAGUUCAUUCAGAUGUUUUUAAGUUUUAUGCAUUCGGUUGUAUUUUAAUAUACAACUGAAAUCUAUUUAAUGAAUGUAACACAAAGAUUUGGAAAUUGUGCAAUUUUUUUCCAGCAACAAACCAAAUGCAAUUGUCAACAGUUUUAAUAUUUACUAUUUAUAUUCUUAUGAAAUAUAAUUACUGUAGCACAUUCAAAAUUACAUCCAUAUUUUAGCCCAAAUUUUAAGGAAAUCUUAACAUAAUAUAUGAACUUCUAUAAAUAUUGACAGAUUAUAGAUGCUAUACUACAGUUUUAUUUUCUUAUCUACAUACAUAGCAGUAUAUAUUUUAUUUUACAUUCAGCAGUUUUGAAAAGAAUAUAUUUAAUAAUGCUUUAAGAUAUUUAGUAGAAGCAAUAUUUACCAUCAGAUUGUGUUCCCAUGAGGUUAGCUAUGGUGUAAAUGUGAGCCAAAUGAGUGACUGAAAUUUGCUUAAAUAUAUAUAUUUUUGGUUAAAUAUCUGUGGCAACCCAUGGUGUGUUCUUGUUUAUUUUACCCUGAAUGCUUUAAAGUGUUUACUGUAUGUUAGUAACUUAAAUGAAUCAUCACAUAUUCACAUAUUUUAGUAGAAACGCUUUAUUUGAAAGUGAAAUGCAACCUGAUGCAAACCAAGGUUCAUGAUGAUGUCAAGCACUUUUUUGUGCCAGUGUUACUGUAGCCUCACACAAUCAGAGUAUUUUACCAGUGAGCUUGAGUUAAAGUCUUAUUGUGACCCAACAGCAACUAAAGUAUGAAAAUAAAGUCAAAGAUUUUAUGCUUAUCUGUUUCUGUUAGACUUAAUGUUACGCCAGUAGCAAAAAAACAGCUUAGCUUGUCCCAUUUCUGGCAUUUCAGGCCCAAAACGGGUCAAAGCUGUAGAGUAAAUGUCAGUUUGCAUGGCUCUUCUUGUUUAAUGUUGGUGGGAAUGUGUUCUGUACAGCAGCUUUGUCUCAACACCCUCCUUUGUGUUUGUCUGAGCAUUUAUUAUCCUGCGUAUUUGUUCCUGGUAAUAUACCUAAUUUUCCCUAGACACAGUGAUAACUUGCAUGGGUUAGUUUAAAUCCACAUGGGGAUGAAACUUUUGCUACUUCUGUUCCUUUAAAGGGAAAAUGUACAUUGUACAAAUUAUAUAUAUAUACAUAUAUAUAUAUAUAUAUAAAAAAUAUAUAAAUUAUACCUGGUGUCAGAAGCAGAGAUGUGGUGGAGUAUAACAACAAAGAGAAAUGUUACACUCAUGCUACGGUUUCUGUCGUUCCAUGACAUGAUAUUGUGGACAGCUAAUAAAGACCUCAGUUUAAAAACA